Molecule: messenger RNA, 417 nt
Organism: Eimeria mitis
Lineage: Eukaryota; Apicomplexa; Conoidasida; Eucoccidiorida; Eimeriidae
Exons: 4
Coding region: 1-417 (138 amino acids)
Source: RefSeq, a predicted model, not a curated record
AUGAAGUCGGCACUUUUUCUGUGUACAGCAGUUGCUGUUGCAACGCUUUCCGCCAUCGGCGCGAAUAGCAUUCCUAACGUCCCUAAAUGGGUUGAUGAAGCCAAGGUGGCGUACGCUGCCGAAGUCAAAUCCUCGUUGGCUCCUUUGGCCGUUAAGAAGGAUUCCACUGCAUCAUUUGCUGAUGUUCCCGCACCAGUUGAUAUUGCAGCUCUGACUGCCGAGCUUGCACGGUUGGAGGAGUCCGAAGAACAGUUCCGUGGCGAUCGUCGCGCAAUUGCCUUUUUCGCUGCACUCAUCAUGGUCGGAGUUUUCCUCAUGUUCUACUUCACCACAACUAGACUUGAACAGUCCAUAAAGGAAGCAAGCAAACUUUUGGGACCCACACCUCGCCCAGAAGCUGUGGACCUUCGCCUUUAG